Molecule: messenger RNA, 3279 nt
Organism: Aegilops tauschii subsp. strangulata
Lineage: Eukaryota; Viridiplantae; Streptophyta; Magnoliopsida; Poales; Poaceae
Source: RefSeq, a predicted model, not a curated record
CCCAUCCCACACCGGCAUCGUCGCCUCCGCCACCUUCUCCCUCCCCCAAGAACCCAACCCACGAGCGCGGCGAUCACCUUCCCAGCGCAGCUCCCAUGGGGCGUCACCGUUACAGGAGGCGCCCACCGAGCCCCUCCUCCUCCUCCUCCUCGUCGGAUCUCGAGGACAUGCUGCCGGUGGGCGCGGAGGUGGAGGUGCGCAGCGAGGACCCCGGCUUCGCCGGCUCCUUCUACGAGGCCACGGUCGCCGGCCACCUCCCCUCCUCCUCCUCCGACCGCGCCGGCAACAAAUGCUACACGGUGGUCUACUCCACGCUAGAGGGCGACGACGGCGAGCCCCUCCAGGAGGCCGUGGCGGCGGCCUGCGUGCGCCCGCGCCCCCCGCGCGCCACGCCGAGGCGGUUCGCGGUGCACGACAUGGUGGAGGCGCUGCACAGCGAGGGGUGGUGGGCCGGCGUGGUCUCCGCCGUCGCCCCGGCGCCCGCGGUGGCCGGAGGGGAUCUGCGGCGCCGGCUGAGGCGGGUGUACCAGGUCGCGUUCCCCACCUCGCGGGAGACCAUCGAGUUCCAGGAGGCGGACCUCCGGCCGCACCGCGAGUUCGUCGGCGGCCGCUGGGUCCCCGCUGCCAAGGCGGACAAUGCAUCCCCUUUUUUCAGCGAGGGAGACCAAGUUGAAGUGAGUCAAUCUGGAACGAACUUUGGCGAAUCCUGGAAUCUAGCUACUGUUCUUAAAGUGAUUGGUGCUACAAAUUUCUUAGUAAAGUAUAUGCAUAAUGGAAAGGACGGGAAAUCAGCUACUGAGAUUCUGGAUUCUCAAUAUAUUCGUCCAGCACGCGGCAUCAUCCGUAUUGACUCAAAGUACAGAUUUUCUCCUUCUCAUGUUGAGGUCCUCCAUGAAGAUAGCUGGUGGCCUGGUGUUAUUCUGAAGGUCUUAGGUACUGGGAUCGACAAGAAGUAUGUAGUAAUGUUGGAUUGUCACAAGACAGAUCUUGAUGAGAUCGAUAUGGAUGCGCUGAGGGUUGAAAUUACGCAGCUCAGGCCACUCUGUGACUGGGACGGUGAAAAAUGGGUACCCUGCUUGAAGAAGGAAUCUGCAAAAAGGCCAAUUUCCGCUGACUUGGAUAAUGAUUUGGAUAAAAUCAGUGAUGAACCUGGUUCUCAUCGAGACAAAAAGAAGUUGAAGAAUGCACAUGUGUUACCAGAACAAAUUUCUCCCCUUUUGUCUGUUGGUAAAGAAAACAUUGAAAUUACUCGUAAGCCGGGAAAUGCAGUAUUGGCACCAAGAUCUGAGUUGUCACCUCCUUCACUUCCACCUAUGGCAUCAUUUGGCUGUCUGAGUUCUUCAUCUUCACCUGUUACAAGCUGUCAUCUUGCACAAUCAUCUUCUCACAUUCAGGCUUCGUUGUUUGGAGCGUUUGGACAGUCAAGGACUAUCCCACAGAGCCUGCCAUUAGGAACGCGAUCGCUUAUUAGCUCAUGUUUUACUGGUAUUAAAGGGUCAAAAAAAGUAUUAAGCGGUCAGGAUAAGCAGUCAACUGCUGGAACUGGGGCUGUACUGUUCAGACAAAUGAAGGAAUCUGCUAAUGGACCUCAAUUAACUUCUCCAAAAAGGCCAAUUUCCGCUGACUUGGAUAAUGAAUCGGAUAAAAUCAGUGAUGAACCUGGUUCUCAUCGAGACAAAAAGAAGUUGAAGAAUGGAGAUGUGAUACCAGAACAAAUUUCUCCUCUUUCAUCUGUUUGUAAAGAAAACAUUGAAAUUAAUCAUAAGCAGGGAAAUGCAGUAUUGGCACCAAGAUCUGAGUUGUCACCUCCUUCACUGCCACCAAUGGCAUCAUUUGGCCGUCUGAGUUCUUCAUCUUCACCUGCUACAAGCUGUCAUCUUGCACAAUCAUCUUCUCACAUUCAGGCUUCGUUGUUUGGAGCGUUUGGACAAUCAAGGCCUAUUCCACAGGGCCUGCCAUUAGGAACGCGAUCGCUUAUUAGCUCAUGUUUUACCGGUAUUAAAGGGUCAAAAAAAGUAUUAAGCGGUCAGGAUAAGCAGUCAACUGCUGGAACUGGGGCUGUACUGUUCAGACAAAUGAAGGGAUGUGUUUCUUUCCAAACAGCAGUGCCUCUAGUGGAGAAACCUGAAACUCCAAUGGAAGGGAUAGGUGCUAAAGGCAUUGAAGAAGGCAGCAACAUUAUCUCUUUCUCUGAAGACCGUUCACAAUCACACGAAGGUAAUGGAACACAUGAUUCUUGCCGUCCCUUGUCUGCGGAAACUGUGGCUGUGCAUGAGAGUAUCAUGCACACGAGUGGUUCAGAAUCCUCGGCAAUCCAGCAGCUUCCAAUUGUGAAGACCUCCCCACUGUGGGCACAGCUUGAGGCACUGGAGAUAUUCAGGACAACGCCACAGCGGCCAAAUCUGCAUCAGUUCCAGCAGCACGUUCCAGAGCUCCAUGAAGGACUGGCACUGGGUCUGAUGAUCUCUUUUGCUGAUCUGGCGGAAAGCAUAAACAGGCUGGGCGUUCAGGACGACGAUGAGCUACUCGAGCGGAAGAUGGAGUGCCUGGCUUAUCUCGAGGCAAGUGGUUUCGAUGUCGGGGACCUGAGAUCGCGCGUGGAAGCUUUAAUUCACAUGAAGAAUAGCCGUGCCGAACUGCGGGAAGCUUUGAGAAAGCUGGAGGAGGAGAUUGCUCGCGAAGAAGCCGACGUCCUAGAACUGGGCACGCUACUUCGCGCCCUGGCUAUGGCUGUCCGUCACCUUGAACUACAUGCCUAUCUUGUCCGCGGCGUAAUAAGGUCUGCCGUCGCACGGAGGAUGAACAAUGCCAUGGAGAUCUCGAGGCUCAAGGCGGAAGCGAACAAUCUGUCCACCGCCGUGCCGCGGUGAGUUUGGUGGGUGGGAGCACGUCAUCGUUACGCUUGUGAAUAAGUAGUUACCAAUGGUGAGUGGUGGGGAACGCCCUUCUAGAUGCAGUGUAGAUGGCGAGUAUUUUGCGUCGUGGAGUUGGCCGUAGUACUGGUGAGUCUUUUGUGUGUGUUGAGAGAUCAUGUUGCCGCACGGCGGUGACUUUGGUUAGAGAAUUUCAGCACACCUGUGAAUAGGUAGUUGCCAAUGGUAAGUGGCGGGGAAUCCCCAGCUAGAUCGAUGUCGUGUAGAUAGUUCAUAGCGCUAUCCUGGAGUUGGCAGUACCACUGGUGGGUCUUUUGUGUAUGUUGCUACCCUGGUAUGCUGUUACUUUUGGGCUCUUAGCUAAGUGAUAAAUGCCAGCAACAGCAAGAUAAUAGUUCCUUCCAAA